Brassica napus (rape) is the source of this 1071-nucleotide messenger RNA. RefSeq names its product serine/threonine-protein kinase HT1-like. Lineage: Eukaryota; Viridiplantae; Streptophyta; Magnoliopsida; Brassicales; Brassicaceae. The record is from RefSeq and is marked provisional. The transcript has 6 exons. Gene Ontology annotation, molecular function: protein kinase activity; ATP binding. Gene Ontology annotation, biological process: protein phosphorylation. Bases 1 to 1071 code for a protein of 356 amino acids.
AUGGGAUCUGCAAGUGGGUUUUACUCAAACGAAGGGUUUGAAUUGGAUCCUAAAUGGCUGGUUGAUCCUCGUCAUCUCUUUGUUGGUCCCAAGAUCGGCGAAGGAGCUCAUGCCAAAGUUUAUGAGGGAAAGUAUAGAAACCAAACAGUGGCGAUUAAGAUCAUCAAAAGAGGAGAGUCCCCUGAAGAGAUUGCCAAAAGAGACAGCCGGUUUGCAAGAGAGAUUGCCAUGUUGUCUAAAGUCCAGCACAAGAACUUAGUCAAGUUCAUUGGAGCGUGCAAAGAACCUAUGAUGGUUAUAGUCACCGAGCUUCUACUAGGCGGUACAUUGCGUAAAUAUCUAGUCAGCUUGCGGCCAAAGCGUUUGGAUAUACGUUUGGCUGUAGCGUUUGCUCUUGACAUUGCUCGUGCUAUGGAAUGUUUGCAUUCCCAUGGAAUCAUUCACCGCGAUCUCAAACCAGAGAAUUUGAUCUUAUCUGCGGAUCAUAAAACCGUAAAACUCGCUGAUUUCGGUUUAGCGAGAGAAGAAUCAUUAACCGAAAUGAUGACCGCAGAGACUGGUACAUAUCGUUGGAUGGCCCCUGAGCUAUACAGUACGGUUACACUAAGACAUGGAGAGAAGAAACAUUAUAACCAUAAAGUAGAUGCUUACAGCUUCGCCAUCGUCUUGUGGGAACUCAUCCUCAACAAGUUACCAUUUGAAGGCAUGUCUAAUCUACAAGCAGCCUAUGCCGCUGCCUUCAAGAACUUGAGGCCUAGUGCAGAGGAUUUACCAGGGGAGUUAGGGCUGAUAGUGACAUCAUGCUGGAAAGAAGAUCCUAACGAACGGCCAAACUUCACUGAGAUAAUUCAAAUGCUCCUCCGUUACCUCUCCACCGUUUCCCCUCCGCAGAUCGUUCCUCCUCCGGUGAGACGUGUUUUCUCGUCGGAAAACGUGGUUUUCUCACCGGAUUCUCCUGGAACUUGUUCGCUGAUGAAUGUGAGAGAGAAAGAUGGUUCAGGUCAGAACGUUAACGCUGCUGAUUCGUCGGAGAAGGAAACAAAAGGAAGCUUCUUCUUCUGCUGCUCAUAG